Sphaeroforma arctica JP610 is the source of this 2684-nucleotide messenger RNA. RefSeq lists its product as hypothetical. Bases 147 to 2000 code for a protein of 617 amino acids. The record is from RefSeq and is a predicted model, not a curated record. The transcript is spliced from 2 exons. Gene Ontology annotation, cellular component: intracellular anatomical structure. Gene Ontology annotation, molecular function: protein binding. Lineage: Eukaryota; Ichthyosporea; Ichthyophonida.
CUUUAUUGGAAAGUCCCCUUCUUCGACGUAGCCUUCUAAAUGAGCCUGGAAGGUGAAUUGAAUACAUAAAUAUAUCACUCCUUCAUACGAUUCAACGUACACUAAAACUGUCUCAGUUGCAAAUUGUGUACUAGCAAGCAAGCACAAUGCGUAUCGAUUGGAUUUACAAUGCCUUUCUCGGGCUUACAAGUUGGCUAGGCGAGCAAGUCCCUCUAUCCAGCGGAAGGGAACCACAACCACUUGUCCCACUCGCCUUAGGCAAUUACACAAUGCCAAUCACGCACAAUGGCGGGAAAGGUCUCCAGAAGAUGUUCGAUUCAGGCAUGAUGCACGAGUUUGGAUUCAACCAGCGUGAAGCUGCAGAGGCUUUCAGAAAUGCAAUCAAAGCUGAUCCGACCCAUUGUGCCAUGUGCUAUUUUGGCCUGGCCUAUUCCCAUGGUGCGUACCUAAAUAAACCCCACAUGUCUGAUGACGAUAUAGAUAUCGCAAGCGAUUCUAUUGGAAAAGCAAUGCGAAUCAUCACAGCUAAUCCUGAGGAUUUCACAGAGCUGGAGUAUGGGCUGAUCGGGGCGAUGAAUGUUCGUUUUCAGCUGCCACGCCUGCGCAUCAAUCAGACUGCCACAUUCGUAGCCUAUGCAGAAGCCCUAGAGGCUCUGGCAGCAAAGGUGGGGGACAAUGGAUCGGGUGGGUGGGAUGUGCUUGCCCUGUUGGCGGAGAGCUAUAUGACGCUCGAGUCGACACAUUAUUACACUGUAGAGACCAUGGACGAUACCAACGUCACAGCUCGGUUAUUCAACCCGUAUUCCCGCAAAGCCAACACAAUACUCGUGGGAAUGCUGGGUCCGGGCGCCGAUCAGUCGCGCACACACUACACACUACAUCCACUCGCAUUGCAUUUGUAUCUACAUCUGACCGAACCCGGUGUGCCUGGUCAUGGGGGUCCGGGAGCUGGUCUAGGCGAGCAUGCAGCGGAUGUUCUCUCAAGUCUUAAUCUCACUGGCUCGGGGCACCUGGAGCACAUGCCUGGCCAUCUAUACCUGCGCACGGGUCGAUACGCCGAUGCUGUAAGUGCGAAUAUCAAGGCGAACGAGGCUGAUCAGCUGUAUAUGGACAGGGGUAUGAGUGCUUAUUUUCCCUGCCACAAUAUAUAUCUGGGUGUGUAUUCGGCCAACAUGGCUGGUAUGCGUUCUGAUGCACUGCACGGUGCAGGCUUGAUGCGAAGUAUCUACGCGAAGGACCCGAACAGGAAGGACUAUCCGAACACCCAGGAGGGCUGGAAUGCUGCGUUGACCACAUACGUACGGUUUGGAGACUGGCAGCUGGUGUUGGAUGAUAAGAUGAGCGUGCCAGAUAUGGAACCUCCUCCAUUGUUUGCACACGCUGUCAGGUACUACAGCAGGGGACUGGCGCAUCUACAUGUGAUUGUGGCGGGAGAUGUAGAUGAGGGUCUGACUCUGGCCGAACACGAGCUGGCCAAGUUGCAGCGCGUUCGUUUAGAUAUUGGGGAUAGCAGGCUUGCCCCCUUGGUGAAAGUAGCGGAACAGGUAUUAGAAGCUGCCAUCUUGCUGAAGAUACAUGCUACCAUGCAGUCGCCUGAUUCGGGUCCAAUCACGUACAGCUCCGGGCUGGGACGUAUGAUGGCGGAUAAUGCGAACGGAGUGACCGAGAACACGCAGACACGUGCUACACGGCUGUUGAAAAAGGCGAGUGACGCGCAGAACUCUUGGUACUAUAUUGAGCCGCCAGAGUGGCACAUGCCUGUACUACAGUGCUACGGCAAGGCUUUGUUGGAUGCGGGUCUAUACGAAGAUGCUGUGGAGGUGUAUAACCACGAUCUGCGCGUGUAUCCCAACAACGGAUAUAGUUUAACUGGACUACUACAGGCCUCGCAGGGGCUGGGAGCAGAUGUCUCGGACAUUCGUGCUCGUUUAGCACACAGUUGGAAAGAUGCCGAUGUUCCUUUACCUAUGUCGAGUUGUUCUAUUCUAGAGUUCUACUAAGUUGAGACCAGAUAGUGUUGGUAUGGGUCAAACAUUGUAUUGUUUACCCUGGCAGUGCCCAUCGACUGACUGUCGACCAUCCGAUAGGCCUGUAUCUGUGCUGCUUGCAUUGCUGCUUCUACCUGUGCUAUAGGCAUUUCUGCUUAUACUUGUGCUGUAGGCGUCUCGCUCUUCACUGAGGAGGUUUCUGUUAUGGCUCAGUCUGUACUAUUCUGCUUAAGCGAUGAGGGUUUAAUACCGAAUUUGAUAUCGGUGUGGUACUUAAAGUCACCGAUCGAUACCAAAUCACUGCAUCUUACUGAGCAAAGGUCAUUACGUACGACUAAUAACGGUGACCUGUUGAAUGUCGCGCACUUGGCAGCCCCGCCAGAGAUUUAUUUUGCUAGUGCGCUGGUAUAUCUUGGCUCUCACCUGGCGUAUAUUACUUUUGAAGUUUGUGUGAAAUAUUGUCACACCUCCUAUGACAGCAGACAUGGCCUGUGUUUUGUAGCACCUGGACUGGACAGUAAAUUUCAGGUAUUUUGAUUUACAUGCGAUUACAUUUUAGCGAGGCAUUGUGAAACUCCGGCGUUUCACAAGUCUCCAUUUACUAUAAAAUAUCGAACACGCCCAUGUCAAUGGGCAACAUAUUUUUCAUAAAAAUACAAUAAAUGGCAAGAAAGAAUUUGCUUUAUCAUAGCACAG